Messenger RNA from Bacidia gigantensis, 1539 nucleotides. It is a transcript of the gene HAL4, whose product is annotated as Pkinase-domain-containing protein. Gene Ontology annotation, molecular function: ATP binding; protein serine/threonine kinase activity. Bases 1 to 1539 code for a protein of 512 amino acids. Gene Ontology annotation, biological process: intracellular signal transduction; protein phosphorylation; intracellular monoatomic cation homeostasis. Lineage: Eukaryota; Fungi; Ascomycota; Lecanoromycetes; Lecanorales; Ramalinaceae. The record is from RefSeq and is a predicted model, not a curated record. The transcript has 2 exons.
AUGAGCGGACAAGCUAGCACGCUGGUACAUCGGCCUUCACCAACAGCAUCAGCAUCCGUUUCAUCGUCAUCGAUUCGCUCGCAAGAUGUCAUUCAGACAUCUGCAAGACCAUCAAUAUCCGAGGACUCCCAUGCCCAGCCGAACGGGCUUGGGGUCCCGCCCUCUACUAAAAGACCAAAUAUAACACACCGCCUCACUCGUAUGUUCACAUCCCAGGGUAAGGGCUUGAAAGACGGGGACGUCCGCCGUGACAGUAUCGCGUCCGACGCGGUCGACAGCGGAAACAGCAGGAAGAAUAGCGUAUCUAGCCCCAGGGCCCCUUCAAGGCAGCAAUCCUACUCCGACAAGCGUGCCAAUGGCCCAAGCGACGCCACCCAAGACCGUAGACCCAGCCUCGCAAAUAUAAGAAAGGAUGAACAGCUGCAUCGAAGAUUCGAAAUGCUCCCAGACGGCUCCCAUCAACAUACCCUGAAAAGUGCCAAGAGACAGGAGAAAUUAUCAGAUAUGCUACGCGAGAUGCUUGGCGGUAAAAAGAAGGAUGAUCACUCGGAUGAUCAUCAGCAGCUGUCUUUAAUGUCUAAUUGGGUUGAUCAAUUGAGAAGUGAGCGCGACAGGCUUGCCCAGGACAAGAAAGGCGGGCCCAACUCGACUGCCACUUUGGUGCAGAAGUAUGGCAAAUGCCAGGAGAUCGUUGGACGCGGCGCCUUUGGUAUCGUCAGAAUAUCUCACAAAGUUGAUCCUAAAGACAACAAAGGGGAACAGCUGUUUGCUGUCAAAGAAUUCCGGCGGAGACCCCAAGAAUCACCCAAGAAAUAUCAGAAACGACUUACUUCAGAGUUUUGCAUCUCUUCAUCUUUACGUCACCCUAAUGUGAUCCAUACCCUCGACCUGCUGCAAGAUUCGAAAGGCGACUAUUGUGAGAUCAUGGAGUUCUGUGCAGGUGGAGAUCUAUACACUCUGGUCCUAGCUGCCGGCAAACUUGAAGUGACUGAAGCAGACUGUUACUUUAAGCAAUUAAUGUGCGGUGUCGAAUAUUUGCACGAGAUGGGUGUCGCUCAUCGCGAUUUGAAACCUGAGAACCUCUUGCUUACCACACACGGCGCCCUCAAAAUCACGGAUUUCGGCAACGGAGAGUGCUUUCGCAUGGCGUGGGAAAGAGAAGCCCAUAUGACGGCUGGUCUCUGUGGAUCUGCACCAUACAUUGCUCCAGAGGAGUACAUCGACAAGGAGUUCGACCCGCGAGCCGUCGAUGUCUGGGCUUGUGGUGUUAUAUAUAUGGCUAUGAGGACUGGUAGGCACCUAUGGCGUAUUGCAAAGAAUGACGAAGACGAGUUCUUUGAUCGAUAUCUGGAAGGCCGGAAAGGCGACGAUGGAUAUGGACCCAUCGAGACUUUGCACAGGGCUCGUUGCCGGAAUGUUAUUUACUCCAUUCUCGAUCCCGACCCAAGCCCCAAACGCCGACUUACUGCAACUAAGGUGCUCAAAUCUGAGUGGGUCCGUGAAAUCAAACUUUGCAAGGCAGCUGAGGAGGGGUUCUAG